Triplophysa rosa is the source of this 1897-nucleotide messenger RNA. RefSeq lists its product as uncharacterized. The transcript has 4 exons. The coding region runs from base 117 to 1349 and encodes 410 amino acids. The record is from RefSeq and is a predicted model, not a curated record. NCBI's taxonomy places the organism in Eukaryota, Metazoa, Chordata, Actinopteri, Cypriniformes, Nemacheilidae.
UCUGAGCGAGCACCUGGACGUGUGUGGAUUACUGGGAUACUUGACUAUUCUGUUCUGCACCAGAGGUGAGAUGCGGUUUCAUCUGUGUUGUUGAAGUGUUCAUCAAAUUCAUUGCAAUGCCGAAAGAUGACACGUGGCAAGAUGGCAACACGCUGGACACAAUGGGAGAGAUGGACAGUACUGGCAGCUGUGACAGUGUGGUCAGCUUCAACUCCUGCUUUAGUGAUGAUAGUUUGGAGUUCCUCUCCGCUGAGGAGAAAGCUUGUCUCACGUUCCUAGAGGAGACCAUUCAGUCUCUGGAUACAGAAGAUGACAGCGGCCUGUCCAAUGAUGAGCCCGAUCAGAUACCAGCACGAGGAAAUGUGGCGACCAAAGCGGCCCGCCUCUCUGCAUCAAUAGUAUUCAACAAGCCCCCCGGUCGAGAUACGCCUAAGCGCCAUUUUGAGAGUCCGAUGUCGUCUGGCAGCCCGGGGAAAAAAGACAUUCUCAAUUAUAUGGUCCCUACUCCGUUUAUUCUAGCCAACAGACCCGCGUCCCGUAUUAAGAAUCUAUCCCAUGCUGAAAGUCAAGAAGGUCCACAGGCUCCUUCAGAGGUCAAUGUAGUUGUGAUACCUCCUCCACAUAAGACCAAAAGCAAGAACGACACAGACGAAGAAAACCUGAAUAAAGUGUCGAAUGCGUCUCGCAGAGGGCCGCUCUCUUACGAAGGUCUCGUACAGCUGCGCAAGACCGCAUCCAUGCGAAAACCCGAAGAACAGCAACAGGUUUCCGCAAAUAAAGUCAACCCUGUAACCCAAAGCCUACAUCCGAAGUCUAAAGAACAUAAAAGCUCCAAGUCUUUUCCACCUCCCGUGGCACCCAAACCCCGAAUCAAAGCCCCAAUGAACCCAGAAGGACCUCCAAACUCCCAAAACGCGCGAGCAUUAACUGUGGAUGAUUUAAUGAAUCCAGAGAAAGUGAGACUGGAAGCUCUUUGUAAGUUGGGUCUCCUUAAAGUUGAGUCUAAUGCGAGGCAGCUCGAGACGAAAGGACCGAACGUGAUCUCUCAACAACCUCUUCCUCCGCGUGUCGCACCAAAACCUAAGAAACCUCUACACCAGCGCUCUGCAAGCGACAUCCCAGAUCCUCCAUGUCCACAACACAACAACAUGACCUCAGCGGGGAAGCUUGCCACAUUGGAACGAGCCAAUCGCGGGCCUUCAGGUUCUGACACCACAGAGUUAAAUACAGAGCAAGUGUCCUCGUCUCGUUCCAAAUCUCAACACGUCCAGGGCUUUAGCGUGCCGGUGCACAGCAUUGGAAAGGAUAGAAGGGAGGCGUUACGAAAACUAGGACUGCUGAAAAACUAAAGUUGUAUAAUGUACAUAAAAUGAAAAGUAAUACAGUGCCUGCUUUACUCUUGAGAUUAUGCAGUAAUUAGGAUGAAUUAUUAUUAUGUAUGGUGCCUUUGCCUAAUGCAAUGCUUAUUUAUUUUCCUUCCUGUCGAUCAAAACAUGUAUAUCUGUGCCACACAAAAGAAGAUAUUUUGAGAAAUGUCUAAGUGGUUUUGUGUUUCUACAAUGGAAGUCAAUGAGAGUCAGUGUUGAAAUAUCUUCUUUUGUAGUUCGCAGAAGAAAGUCAUACAGGUUUGGAACGACAUAAGGGUGAAUAAAUGAAGGCUUAAUACUCAUUUUGGGGUGAACUCUCCCUUUAAGGUUAAGAUGAUGCGUUCACUUUUCCGGGUGAACUUCAGUACCUUUGGAUUUGAACUGCGUGUGUAAGUAGAUUACGAUGAACCUUAAAUGACCAUUUGGUCUUGUUGAUCAGAACCUGCUCUAAAUCUCUUUAAUACGCCUUUGAAUCAAACCUGUUGGACCAUUUUCACAAAAGGAUUUAGGAAAUGAUGUUUUGUCGAAGU